This is a messenger RNA of Aethina tumida (small hive beetle), 1572 nucleotides long. RefSeq names its product zinc finger protein 681. The coding region runs from base 63 to 1457 and encodes 464 amino acids. Gene Ontology annotation, cellular component: nucleus. The transcript is spliced from 4 exons. Gene Ontology annotation, molecular function: zinc ion binding. NCBI's taxonomy places the organism in Eukaryota, Metazoa, Arthropoda, Insecta, Coleoptera, Nitidulidae. The record is from RefSeq and is a predicted model, not a curated record.
AAUUUAACCUAUGGUAGCCGCUAAACGUCAAAUUAAUUAAAAAGACAACAAAACAAACAAAAAUGGAAAUAAUAGCGCAAACAUUACAUUUGGACAAAGUGUGCAGAGUAUGUUUAUUCGAAUCGGAACAGAUGUUUUCAAUAUUCAGUAUUCUAUGUGAUAAUGGCUCAAAAGAUGAUUCUCCUUGUAUCUUUGAAAUGUUGAUCAGUAUUUCUAAUUUUAAGGUCGAAUUAAAUGAUGGACUUCCAUCACAAAUUUGUUCAGAAUGUAUCUAUAAUACUCUCUCAGCUUAUAAAUUUCAAAAGCAAUGUAACAAAACACAAGAAAUUUGGGAUAACUAUAUCAUUCAGCUAGAAAAUAUUAAAGUAACAGAAAAUGUAAAUGUUUCCAUUUCAGAACAGUUCAUCACAUCCAAUGAUUUGGUAGAUUCUAUAAACAUUUCCAGUGAGUUAGCCAAAGAAACUGAUAUUACAAAUGAUCCUAACAAUUACAAAGUUAAUGAAGCUGAUGAUCUUGAUAAUGAUGUAUUUAGUGACAUCAGAAUUGAAGAUGGAAUUAAAAUAGAUGAGUCUGGAGAAGUUGAUUUUUCUUUAGAUGAUCAUUUGAUGUCCAAUUUAGACAUUCCAGAUGAAAGUGAACCACCAGAUGUUCCAAUUGAAAAGCCAUCUACAGAAGUUGUGAAUGAUUCAAACAAAGAUCAAAGUGAAGUUACCAAUGAUAAGAAAUAUACAAAGAAGAUGGAAAAUGGACAAUGGGUGUAUUCUUGCAAUUCUUGUGAAAAAGUAUAUCACCACUCCAGUAGUAUGAGAAACCAUAUGAAGACACAUUCCAAAGAAAGACCACAUGUUUGUGCAUUGUGUGGAAAAGCAUUUAUUCAUUAUCAAUCUCUUAACUAUCACUACAGAUCGCAUACUGGAGAACAACCAUACAGUUGCAAAAUAUGUGGAAAAGCUUACAGGCAAUCUGGCACUUUAACGGCCCACAUGAGAAUCCAUACUGGGUCACGUCCAUUUUUGUGUUCUAUAUGUGGUAAAGGUUUUAGACAAGCUCCAGAUUUAACUUAUCAUAUGAGAGUUCAUACUAAGGUUAAGCCAUACAUGUGCAAUGUUUGUGGUAAGACAAUGGCUAUGCAAAGUCAUCUUGUGCAUCAUAUGAGGACUCAUACCGGAGAGAAACCAUACAAAUGCGAAUUGUGUGAAAAAACAUUUCGCUCAUCAUCAAUGUUAAAACGGCAUGUAGUAAUUCAUACAGGGCUCAAACCCUUUCAAUGUGAAAUUUGCAAGAAAUGUUUUAACAGAAAAAGUACUUUACUGGUACAUGCCAAAAUUCAUACAGAUGAAAGACCACAUAUUUGUCCCAUCUGCAACAAAGGUUUUAUUCAACAGCAUGCGUUACGAUCCCAUAUCUCCCUACACUCUUCAGUAACAUCUGAACAAAAGGAAACUUCUGUAGAAUAAUUUAUCUAGUGACAAUUUAUGUUACGUAUAAUGUGCAAUGUUAAUAGCUUUAAAUGUAUGUGUUAAUUGUUUCGUUAAUAAAUAAAUAUGUGAAAAUACAUAGAUACAAUAUCAA